Clunio marinus is the source of this 327-nucleotide messenger RNA. The record is from the annotation of a GenBank genome assembly. NCBI's taxonomy places the organism in Eukaryota, Metazoa, Arthropoda, Insecta, Diptera, Chironomidae.
AUGUGGUUGUCCCUCAGCAGCAGGGAAAACUAUUUGAGUUUGGGUCAACAUUCAACUGCUGCGGCUUUGAAUGCACUUUCAUUUGAUCACAUGUCGAAUAGAGCAUUAAAGUCGAACGACAAGUCUCAACAUGAUCAUAUUCAUUCGAUAAAUCGAUUUCAUUGUUUUUCAUCGAAGCCUCAAACUUUCCUCUCUACUCUUGCGGCGAAGCCUAUAAUUUCAGAAAUUUAUGGAAAAAAAAGAGUCGCAAAAGGUGAAGAACUGACUGCGAGAGAUCACAACUCAACUUUAUGCAGCGGACGUCGUCACUUCACGAGUUUCACCUGA